This is a messenger RNA of Dryobates pubescens (Downy woodpecker), 1987 nucleotides long. It is a transcript of the gene SLC5A5, whose product is annotated as solute carrier family 5 member 5. The transcript has 14 exons. Gene Ontology annotation, biological process: iodide transmembrane transport; sodium ion transport. Lineage: Eukaryota; Metazoa; Chordata; Aves; Piciformes; Picidae. Gene Ontology annotation, molecular function: symporter activity. Gene Ontology annotation, cellular component: membrane. The record is from RefSeq and is a predicted model, not a curated record. Bases 36 to 1913 code for a protein of 625 amino acids.
UCACGCUGGCCGCGGCGGGGAGCCCGGAGGCGCCGAUGCCGGCGAGCCUCACCUUCAGCCUCUGGGACUAUGGAGUCUUCAGCCUCAUGCUGCUGAUCUCCACCGGCAUUGGCCUCUUCCACGGCCUGGCCAAGGGCGGCCAGCAAACCACGGAGGAUUUCUUCACGGGGGGGCGCCGGAUGUCGGCUCUGCCCGUGGGGCUCUCGCUCUCUGCCAGCUUCAUGUCGGCCAUCCAGGUGCUGGGGGUGCCGGCGGAGUCCUACCGCUACGGAGCCAAAUUCCUCUGGAUGUGCUUUGGGCAGCUGCUCAACACCUUCCUCACCUCCCACCUCUUCCUCCCUGUCUUCUACCGCCUGGGGCUCACCAGCACCUAUGAGUACCUGGAGCGGAGGUUCAGCAGGAGCGUGAGGCUGUGCGGGACCCUGCAGUAUGUGGUGGCCACGAUGCUCUACACCGGGAUCGUCAUCUACGCCCCAGCCCUGAUCCUCAACCAAGUGACCGGUUUGGACAUCUGGGCGUCGCUGCUCUCCACGGGGGUCAUCUGCACCUUCUACACCACCAUAGGUGGGAUGAAGGCUGUCAUCUGGACCGACGUCUUCCAGGUCUUUGUGAUGCUCGCCGGCUUCCUGGCCGUCAUCAUCCGGGGGGCGCUGCUGGUGGGGGGUCCCAGCGCCGUGCUGACCAUCGCCGCCAACGGCUCCAGGCUCAACUUCGGAGACUUCAACCUGGACCCCCGGAGCCGCUACACGGUGUGGACCUUCCUGGUGGGGGGGACCUUGGUCUGGCUCUCCAUGUACGGAGUCAACCAAGCCCAGGUGCAGCGCUACGUGGCCUGCAGGACCGAGCGGGAGGCCAGGCUGGCACUGCUGGUGAACCAGCUGGGGCUGUUCUGCGUGGUGGGCAGCGCAGUGCUCUGUGGCCUUGUGAUGUUUGCCCUCUACCAGCACUGUGACCCCCUCCUGGCCGGCUACAUCUCGGCUCCCGACCAGUACAUGCCCUACCUGGUCCUUGACAUCUUCCAGACGUCGCCAGGGGUGCCAGGGCUGUUCCUGGCCUGUGCCUACAGCGGGACCCUCAGCACUGCCUCCACCAGCAUCAAUGCCAUGGCUGCUGUCACCCUCGAGGACCUGCUCAAGCCCAGGCUGCCCAGCCUGGCACCACGGCGGCUGGCACUCAUCUCCAAGGGGCUGUCUCUCCUCUAUGGCACCUCCUGCAUCACGGUGGCAGCCCUGGCAUCGCUGCUGGGCGGGGGGGUGCUGCAGGGCUCCUUCACCGUCAUGGGGGUGAUCAGCGGCCCCCUGCUGGGGGGCUUCGUCCUGGGCAUGUUCGUGCCGGGCUGCGGCACCGGCGUGAGCUGUUUGGACUCCCCCUUCCCUCUACCACAGGGGGUCCUGGGGGGCCUGGCUGCUGGCUUUGCCCUCUCCUUCUGGGUGGCAGUGGGGGGCACCCUGUACCCCCCCAGCGCGGGCACCAUGGGGGUGCUGCCCACCUCCAGAGCCCUCUGCCCCCCACACAACCUCACUGCUGGCACCAACAGCACCCUGGGCCUGGCACCCCUGCACCCCCCCACCCCAGCAGGGCCCCCUCUCCUUGGGGACUUCUAUGCCAUCUCCUACCUGUACUAUGGAGCUCUGGGGACCCUCACCACGGUGCUGGGGGGGAUCCUGCUUAGCUCCCUUCCAGGGCCAAGCAAGCGGCGGCAGCUGCCCCCCGGGGUGCUGUGGUGGGACAUCACCAGGCAGACGUCCUCAGUGUCCCCCACGGGCACCAAGACCCCCGGGGAGGAGCCCCCUGGCAAAGCUGAGGCCCCCCAGGUGCUACCAGAGAGUCUGGAUGGGGAGGAGGGUCCCCACCGGGGCCCCCCCGAGCCUGCCACUGCCACCGACCUGCUGCUGCGGGAGAGCCACGUGUAGGGCACCCUGGGGGCACACAGAGGGGUGGCCUGGCCAGGGUGGGGACCCCGGGGUGGGGGAUGGACACCCCACUG